AUGGGGAAAAAGAAGCAAGAAAUGUCUCAAGUGUAUGGCAACAACAACAAUGAGUUCAUAUUUGGAGAAAAUGGGGGUAGAGGAAAGCACCUCAGCUCAUUCUUGAAGAAUUUAUCAUUGACUGGAUCUGGAUCGUCUUCAACAUCAAAAUUGGCAGAUCAGGAAAUCAGCGGUAGAAAUUCCAUUGGGGAAUCACAACCAGAUCAUUCAUAUAAGGACAUUAAUAGCAGCAUUUAUGGAAAUUUUGGCUACAACGAUAGACCGGAAAGAUCUUCACCUAAGGAAAGAAUAUCAUCAUACUCACCAGCGGGUCUGGGUAGAACAUUGCAGAGAUCUACAAGUGGCCCAAUCAUUCCCAGUGGAUAUCUGAAUAUCAAUCAAAGCAAGGAUAGUAUUUCUAAUAUCAACACUAAUGGGCAUCGUUCUUCAUCCAAUUUUGGUCGCCGUCAAAAGUACACUGAUUUAGAUGAUGACUGGGAUGCUGAUCUUGGUGAAGUUCCAAAUAUCCAGCAACAGCAUUCAAGUCUGACUCUGAAUCAAAAAAGAGUCAUAUCAUUACAACCAAGUCCAAUGAUGGAUACGCUAUAUCCUGAUUUAACCAUAAUGGAUAAUAAUUCGAAUGCAAAGCUUACGAAUGGCCAAGGUUCAGGGGGCUUUACUUCACCCAAAAAAGAAUCCCUUGACGAACAAGAUUAUGUGGCCAAGCUAGAGAUGCAUAAAUUAAAUUCCUUGAACUCUAAGUAUCUUAAGUUUAGAAAGAUCUUCUCAAAUAAUAGUAUUGACUUACAAGAUCUUAGAAAGUUAUCGUGGAAUGGAAUACCAAUGGAUUUAAGAGCGAUCACAUGGCAAAUACUCUUGGGAUAUUUACCGACAAACAAGACAAGACAAUCUUCUACAUUGAAGAGAAAAAGACAAGAAUAUUUGGAGGGACUUAGCUCAGUUAAUCUGCAAAUUAACUUUAAGGAAGACUCCCUGAGCUCACAAUACAAUGCAAAUAUAUCGAACAAGGGCAGUAAUAGCAAGAGUGGUGGCAGUGAUAACAAUAAUUCCAAUAUUGUAGAUAAACAAUUGUAUCACCAGAUCAAUAUCGAUGUGAAAAGAACUAAUCCGAAAUUGAAACUUUAUUCCUUUGACACCACUCAGGAAUCUUUAAGGAAAAUCUUGUUCCUCUGGGCGAUCAGACAUCCAGCAAGUGGAUAUGUUCAAGGAAUAAACGAUUUAUGUACACCGUUUUAUCAAAUUUUCUUGGGCAAUUACAUCUGGCAAUUGCAGAAAGUGAAGACUGGUGGAGGAGGUGGCAGUGAUGAGGAUGUGGAGUUAUUCAUUCCUGGGCUCAUUGAUUCGACUGACUCCAAGGAACAGGAAUUGCUUCUGUCGCCAGACUUGAUGACAAUUGACAUCGAAAAGAAUUUCGAUCCUGCAAGGAUUUCCGAAAAUGUAAGAUCUAAGAUUGAAGCUGAUACCUAUUGGUGUUUGUCAAGAUUACUUGAAAAUAUUACUGACAAUUAUAUUCACCAGCAGCCUGGAAUAAUAAGGCAAGUUCAAGAUUUAAAAAACUUAAUUACCAAGAUAGAUUUGGAAUUAUUAACUCACUUUGAAAAGGAAGGUAUCGAAUUUAUUCAAUUUUCAUUCAGGUGGAUGAAUUGUUUGCUUAUGAGAGAAUUGUCCAUUGGUCUAAUCAUUAGAAUGUGGGAUACAUAUCUCAGUGAAUCUCCUCUAGGGUUUAAUAAUUUCCAUGUGUACGUGUGUGCAGCAUUCCUCAUAAAGUUUAGUGACGAAUUGAAACAUAAAGAUUUCCAGGAAAUCUUGUUAUUCUUGCAGAAUCCUCCAACGGAUACAUGGCAAGAGAGUGAUGUUGAGUUGAUGCUCAGUGAGGCCUUUAUAUGGCAGAGUUUAUAUAAGAAUGCUAGUGCCCACUUAAGAUAG
Molecule: messenger RNA, 1926 nt
Organism: Dujonia railenensis
Lineage: Eukaryota; Fungi; Ascomycota; Pichiomycetes; Serinales; Debaryomycetaceae
Source: the annotation of a GenBank genome assembly